This is a messenger RNA of Strongylocentrotus purpuratus (purple sea urchin), 4437 nucleotides long. RefSeq names its product alpha-N-acetylgalactosaminide alpha-2,6-sialyltransferase 2-like. The record is from RefSeq and is a predicted model, not a curated record. Gene Ontology annotation, molecular function: sialyltransferase activity. The transcript has 11 exons. The coding region runs from base 384 to 1721 and encodes 445 amino acids. NCBI's taxonomy places the organism in Eukaryota, Metazoa, Echinodermata, Echinoidea, Camarodonta, Strongylocentrotidae.
CCCGUCGUCGUUAUACGUUAUACGUUAUACGUUAUACGUUAUACGUUAUACGUUUGAAGGUCAAGAAUAGACUUUGUCUUCGCGAGUUGCUGGCUGUUGUUCUUGAGAAAUCCUGAAUGAUUCAGCCCUUCCAUCAUACAGAAGAAAUACUCGUCACUCAUUGGCUGAAGGCUGUGCUCUGCUCAGUAGCACAAUGAGCAUACCAUAUAUUUAUUUGGCAGCCCACUGUGCUCUCUGCUCCCAUGAUCAGGAACACUCCACAAGGAUGAGGUGCUGAGCGCAUGCAGUAGAUGUUGUGUUCCGAGCCUCCAUCAUUCACCUCCAUCAUUCUAUCCUAAAGAGACGGCUCUAGGUGUCGGUGGCCGUGGAAGAUUUACACCAUCAUGGCAGGCUGCUCUAAAUGGUUACAGCAUGGAAAGUACUGGUUUCUGGUGUGCUUAGUCUUGUGUCUCCUAGGUUUGGUCAUUGUUCUGGUCAUCAACGACGCCAGUAUCGAUGUCAUGCAGAGGACUAUUACUUCCCAUCGUAAAAACCUCGGCAGAUACUCUAAAGAUGCGAUCGCACCCCUCUUAUCGAGCAUGCUGGGAGGCUCCAAGACAGCAGCAGAGCUUAAAGAUGGAGAGAAAACCUCCAUCAAUGGGUCAUUCUUCAGGUCAACCCUAGAGGGAAUCCUAGACAAUGACUUCAGCCAAGCUCCGGAGCUAUCCAUACCACAGAUGGUCAUAGAGGAGAGGAAAUAUCGCCAUGAUGACCAGUUUGAAAAGUACCUGAAAUGUCCCACCACAGUGCGGAAGAAGAUGCUGGACAAUCCCAAUAUUCGAUCCAAGUUUGUCUCUGACAUCCCGAUCCUCAUGUGGGAUAAGCACUUCAAUGCCAGCGAGUUCAGAAGACUCACCAAGUACAAGGGCGUCAAUGGAUGGAGGGACAUUAAUUAUACAGAUGUUCGUGGCAUGGUAGGGCACCUGAACUCCCCCAACAAUCAGUACAUGUUUGAUGACAGGUUACGGAAGGCCCAAGUUCCAUCAAACGAUUGCAUAACAUGUGCAAUCAUCGGCAACGGAGGCAUCCUCAAAGACUCGGGCAAGGGAGCAGAAAUCGAUGCGCAUGACUAUGUCUUCAGAGUAAACGCAGCACUCACCAAAGGUUUUGAGAAAGAUGUUGGUAAAAAGACAUCCUUUUAUUGCUUCACCUUGAUCACACUCCACAACACACUGGCACUGAGGCACAAGACAAAAUUUGAAAUACCCAAAGGAGAUGAGAAUCUUCGUUACCUUUUCUUUGCCGAUUCUGACUGGACUUACACGUAUCUAGCUGCAGCGCUGUCUGGGAAACCUCUACCUAAAAGCACAGGCAAAUACCACAGAGGUCCCCCAGCAUUUCCCAAGCAACUGACAGCAGAUAAUGUAAAAGUUAUACAUCCAGAUUUUGAGAGAUAUCUGAAGUGGAGUUGGGUGAAUUCCUCAGCUCAACAUAAAGAUGUCCACAGACCUACAACAGGUGCAAUCAUGCUACUAGCAGCCUUACAUACAUGUGAUCAGGUCAGUAUAUAUGGCUUUGCAGGGAGCUACUCUGCCUACAGUGAACAUUACUAUGACAAGGAAUAUUCCAAGCAUGUCAACUAUGCAAAUCAUGACAACAAUGCCGAAAAUAAGCUCUGGCAAUACUUAGACGAGCAAGGCAUUGUCAAUCUGUAUCGCAGGACCCCCAAGGAGGGAAAGUGACAGGACAGAUUGAAUCGGUUGGGCGAGCGGAAUGGAGAUCGUCGUUAAUCAAGUCUUAAUGGUGUAUGAUUCAAGUACUAUGAUCGUGAGGAUCAAGUUUGUUAAGUGAUGCCUUGAGCGAACUGUUUCUUCAUCUGUUUCCGUCCCCUCCCAAGAGUCCCGACGAGUGCAUUGAAAUCUUUUUGUGGUUGCCUAGCUAGCACUCUCUUGAGUACGUAGAGACCUCCUACAAACGUGACACAUGCCGAGUGUCACUGGCAUUGCAUUGAAGCGCAUGAGAAGAACAUGAUGAUCGAUGGCUAUCCAUAACCAUGACAAGCUGCAGUGUACAACGACAUGAAAUGAGACAUCAUUAUUGUGAAUGGCUUUACAGGCCACUGACAAAAUUAGCAGUCUGAGACUUUUUAAUAGUGCAAGACAGGUUUGCUGUACAGACAGUUUAAUCAUGUCAAUUUUUUAAAGUAAAAAAUUAAGAUGAAUAUAUCACCUUCUCUCGUGUGGGGUUUUGCUUUAAAAAAUAUAUAAUCUGAAAAUAAGUAUUAUUUCUUUACUUUAACCAAAUCAUAAACCUGUUGCAAUAGAGAGAUGGUUUUGAUUAGUUUUUUUUUAGUAGUAAGGAUUAAGCUACAUUCAUUAUUUUUUCCCUUUCUUUUUUGUAAAUACUUGAGAAUUUUCUUCAUGAAUAUGUAUGCAUAGAUCUCCUUAAUUUUCAAAUUUGUAAUAUAUUUUCAUAACUUUAUAACUGUAUAGAUAGUGCUGCAAAUCCCUAGAUGUUGAGUUUAAAAAAUGAACUGCUAGCUUUUAGAUGUAGAAAUGUAGAGUUGCUUAGGAAAUGAAUGCUUGUAUAUUGAUGUUGCCAAAUCUAAGAUGAGAUGUACUAACGGUAAGUUAAUCACUGAUUAUGUAUUUAAAGUCUUUCACUGAUCAUUCCAUGUGCUUUUACAUUUGAGAUUUAAACAAGAGAGUAGAUGAAAUGUUUUACUUGGGAAUGGGGAUUUUCAGUGUUGUCUGUUUGUAUGAUUGCUUUGUUUAAUUGUUCAUUUGUUUGUUUAAUUGUUGGUCAUUAAUGUUUCUGCUCUAUUCCUAUUUGCUUUUACAUUUGAAUUGUAAAUGAAAGAAUAGAUGAAAUAUAUAACUUGGGUUUUCUGUAUGUCUGUUUCCAUUUGUUAUGUUUGUUUUGAUUUGUUUGUUUAUUUGUUGGUCAUGAAUGUUUCUGCUCUAUUCCCUUUGGUCUGUUUGUACUGUAAGAUUGACCUAUUUUCCUUGUGGACAGGAAUUAUUUGAUGUGAUGGCAAAGACUUACAAAUAUUAUCCAGUUUUAAUGCCUGUAGAAAUUGUCAUCAGAUUACAUAAUAUUAAUGUAUCAUUGUAAUGCUCUUACAUUUUAACCCAUGAUUCACAAGACUAUUGAAAUAGUCUGAGCUCGAUUUUAAAAAUGUCUUUUUGAUUGCUUUAUUCAUUCGUUCAGAAGGUUCCUUCCGUGAAUGGAAAUUCAAAGGAAUAUUCAAUAAUCAAAGUUUAUAAAACUCUCUAAAUGAUAACAUUAUUAUUAAAUGCAAUAUCUGUUUGAAAAAUCAAUUCAGACAAAAAUCUCGAAUUGUAUAGCUAGUUUCAUUACAUGUGUACACUUAAAAAUGGCAAUCAUGUUUCAGUGUUAUAUCACAGAAAUUCAGUCUGCAAUUACAAGUCUGCAAACUUGCUAAAAUUGAACAAUAAAUGUUAUGUACGCUUCUAGAAAUUCCUUAUGUUAAUGUUAAAACUAUCUCCUUAUUUUAUGUUCCCCUGUGUAUCCCCUUUUCACUAUUUUUAUGUAAGAUGGGCAAUUGUAUAGCAGAUAGUAAGUACUUACGUAUAUGCAUUCAAAACUUUAAUGUAUCUAUUCUAUAUAUGAUGAAUGUAAGUUGAAUUUUCUCAGUACCAAUGCAUUUUGAAUUUUGUGUAGGGUCAUCUUUGCUCUAACACACAGAAGGCAAUCUACAUUUGGUAUACAUGUAAGUUGUAACUAUAACCCCUCCAAAAAAAAGUUUGGAAACUCAAUUUUGAAUGGUAAUAUCUCUCUUGUUAUGGCAUGAUCAUCGUUAUGAUUAGUAUCGUUAAAAAGUGUGUUUAUUUUUGUGUAAAAUAUUACCCCAUUCGUUAUGAUUUAUCAGUCAUGGAAUGUGCAUUACAUCAGAACAAGGGGCAAGGUCAAAGGUGAAAAGUUGCAAAAUGCACUGCUUCCUUUCUGGCUGUGCAUUCUCCCUUCUUUAAAGAGUUUAGGGCUGCUGUGUAGUACGCUGCACGGCAAAACCAGUGCUUAGCAGUGCAUUUGACAUCUUUUCACCUUUGACCCUGCCCCUUGUUCUGAUGUACUGCUCAUUCCAUGGCUGCAAAAUCAUAACAAAUAUGGUAUCAAUGUAUGAUACUAAACGAAGCGAUAAUUAUCCCAAGACAAGAUAGAUUAUAAUCGAUCAAACUUGAGUUUCCAAACUUUUUUUUCGAGGGGUUUAUAUUGUGGUUCUUGAAAAAAAAGGAGUGCCUUGUAAAUUAGACUUCUAACUGUUCAUCAGUACUCAAACCUUUGUUUGUAUUUUUUUAAGAAGGAAUUUGUAGAAGGGUUUAUACCAAAGCUUUUACCUGUAAAGAAUUAGGUUUCAACUUUCAAAUCAUGUCGUAUGAGAAUUGAUACUCGGCUCUGUGGAGUUUUUUCAAGAAACUCUGAUAACUGGUGUAUAAU